Rotaria sp. Silwood2 is the source of this 3450-nucleotide messenger RNA. Lineage: Eukaryota; Metazoa; Rotifera; Eurotatoria; Philodinida; Philodinidae. The record is from the annotation of a GenBank genome assembly.
AUGGUCGAUCGAAUUGAAACAAGACCAUAUUCUAACAAAAUUGAUCUUCGUCUUCAAACAUUAAUUACAUCUCCAUAUGCGCAACAACAAUUACAACUUGCUGGACUGAUAAAUCAUCGUGGCCAGAUUAUUACCUCCAAUGACUAUCUUCGUAGUCUAUCGCAACGAAAACGUCAACGACGAGAACGUGAAGGAAUAAAACAAGAAAUUGUUUUACGAGCAUUAAAAAUUGAUCAAAAUAAUCAUCGUGGUCGUCGUCAUCAAUCCGACAUUGUUACACAGCAUGCUGUGAAUAGUAAUUUUGAGAAAGCAGAAAAUGAUGGUGAACAACGAAUACGAGUCACUUCGGCGCACAAAAGAAUAUCAAAAAUUAACAAAGAUUUACCAGAAUCUGAUCAUGAACAAAAUCAUAUUGAGCCAUUAGAUAAAUUACAUGUGCUUUCUGUCGAGCGUCAUGUAUGCGAAGUAACUAUGUCUUAUACAGCAAAGACGACUAUAAAAAAUGGACAACCUGGCCGUGAUGAAAUUGUUGUCAUGCAACAACAUACUACUGGAGAAAAUUUAGUCGUCUAUAGAGGAUUUCUAGUCGAAGGCGAAUCCUUUUCAUUCAAAUCUCAACGUCGAUCUACAUCUCCUCUGUCAUUGGCUUUUUAUGCCAAAGGAUUAAUUGAUAGUGUAAUAAAUGAUUGCUGCGAGUUUAAAUAUGGUAGAAGAAAUCAACACAGUAAUGAGCAUAGUAAAUUUUUGAUUGAACGAGUUCAAAAGGCUAGUCCUUGUGAGAGCUGUCGAAGAAAAUAUUUUCGAAGAGCAUUAACAGCAAAUGGUAAUAUUACACCAUCGGAUACUGUACAAAGUGGACAUUCUCAAAAAGUACUUCAAUGUUUUUCAACACCUACACCCGAACUCUCAAUUGACAAUCAAGAACACGAUUCAUCAGAAAAACUAAAUUCAAGUCCAAAAGAACAUCCAAGCAAUAAAAAAGUAACAGAUGAACAAAAGAAUAAGAAAUUAUCUUUCAAGUCUUCCUCUCAACAACAAAUAACUCGAGGUGAAAAUUAUCAUGAUGACAGACUUUUGUUCAAAUUUGUUGCUUUUAUAUAUUUACGUAAUUUUACAGAACAAACAUCAUCAGUUGACUUCAGUCUUCUAGAAUAUACACUUCUUCAUGAAGGAAAACCAUCCAAAAAAAGAAUUCCAAAAAAAUCCAGCAAUCCAUCGAUUAUGAAAAAAAAAUUGAUCAUGCACAGUGCUGAAAUUAGGCCUAAAGAAACAACACCACCUGCACCUUCACCAGGAAAGGAAAACAUUCAAGCAUGGGUUAAUCAAGCAGAUGUCAUUUCUUGGAAUACUCGCAGUUCAACUAAUAGUAUCAGUACACUAGAUGCAGAAAACACUUUGCAAAUGUCUAUGACUCAUAUACAACAACAAUUUCAAAGAAUGCAAUCGAUAUUCUUCUUUGUUUGUUUAGAAUUACAAGAACUACCACAUCAAUCACAAUCAAUUCAUGUAGCACAUCUUGAAAAGAGUGUAGAAAAUUUUAUUUAUAUUCUUGAUGGCAAUGUACAAAUUUCUAAUGUAGACAAGACAAAACUACGUGGUCUUAUAAAUUUUGGAUUCAUAUUUAAUGUUAUUAAUGAUAAAGCAUGUAUUGAAUUUAUCACUCAAAUUCUCAAUGAGCAAAUUAUUAUAAUUUUAUCAAGUACCACUAUGAAAAAUUUAGAUCGGAAGAUACGUAAUGCUUUACAAAUUCAUUCUAUUUACAUCGUUGACGAUAUUAAAGAUUACUCAAAUGAUUUUGAGAAAAUUCGAGGUAUCUUUCCUAAUAUAGAUAAUGUUUGGGAUCAACUUGAGAAAGAUAUUGUACUAUUUACAUAUAAUCUCAGUACGAUCGUAUCAGUUCCUGCCAACGAUACUAGUGACAGUACUUUUGCUUAUAUACAAGUAUUGAAAGAUAUACUCUUGGAAACCGAGGAGAAAACUGACUUGAAAAAACAAAUGUUAGACUUCUGUCGUCAAGUAUAUGCUGAUAAUGUUAUACAAUUGAGAUUUAUUGAUGAAUUUGAACGUCAUUUUCGACCUGAUGAAGCUGUUAAAUGGUAUAUACGUCAAGAUACUUUUCUAUUUAAAAUGCUUACACGAGCCUUUCGAGUACCGGAGCCGGACAUACUUUUUAAACUUCGUUUUUUCAUUCAAUGCCUUCAUCGUCAGCUGAAGUCAAACUUCUCCAAAACAUCAAUAACUGUUUAUUGCACUCAACAAAUAUCAAAUGAUAAUUUUGAUACGAUAUUAAAAAAUCAAGGAGGUUUUCUGACUUUUAGUCAAUUUCUUUUGACAAAUAAAACUAAAAUUAUAGCAAAACAACAAACGACUGGACUACCGUUUAAUAAAUCUGAGUUGAAAUUAGUUCUUUUUCAAAUGGAGCUCGGCACUAGAAUUCCUAGAAUAGAUAUUAAAACGCCUCAUAAGGAGCUACUCAUUAAUGCUACAACUAUUUUUCGUAUCUCUAAUGUCAAACAUACAAAUAAAGAAAUACCAAUUGUAAAACUAACGUCGAAUGAUGACAUAUUAAAAUCAAUACAAGAAGUAACAAAGAAUGUACGUGAAGCUGCUCGUGGAUCUUUUCCAUUACUUCGUAUGGCCAAGCUCAUGAAACAGAUGGAAUAUAUUCAACAUACAGAAUAUUUUUGUCGCAUGUUAAUGGAUGAUCCAAUGAUUGUUGACAAUGAAGCAGCAAAUUCAAUUGUCGGUGGAUUAUUUCAUACGCUUGGCAGUUUUUAUUAUGAACAGGCACAAUAUGAUCGUGCACUUGAACAACUUCAAAACUCUCUUGAAGUCUAUUUACAUGUUUUGCCUCCAAACGAUAUAAAAUUAACGCCUACCUACAAUAACAUGGGAAGUAUCUAUCAUCAACAAGGACUUGAUAAACAAGCACUUCAAUUUCAUAUGAAAGCGUAUAAUAUACAAGUAAAAUCUUCAAAUCCUGAUCCGGAAUCAAUAGCUACUUAUGCAGGUAAUAUUGCUUCUGUGUUUGUACAACAAGGCAAAUAUAACGAAGCCAUCCCAUUUCUUCAACAUGAUUUAAAAAUUCGUGAACGACUUCAGCCAAAUGGUGAUGAUAUAAGUCUGGCAGUUAAAUACCACAGUCUUGCCGGAGCUGAAUUUAAUAUUAGUAAAUAUACUGAAGCAUUAGAAAAUUAUGAACAGUGCCUCGAAAUUGAGCUUAAAUUACAUCCAAAAACUCAUCCUACUGUAGCUGUAACUUAUUAUAAUAUAGCAACAACAUUUGAGGCAUUAGACCGAUUGAAAGAAGCGAUUGAAACAAUCCAAAAAGCUAUAAAACGUCUGCUUCUAACAAAAGAUAUAAAUGAUGAAGAUGUACAAAUGUAUAAAGAAUAUGAAAAAAGCUUGCAACAAAAACUUAUGGUCAAAAGUUUAUAUGACACUACUUAG